AUACACCUAGCUCUCUCCUAAAUUCUAUCCCUCAGAUCUUGUUCUAUACUCAAUACUCAGACCCGUCGGCGGCCACCAAUCUGUCCGUCGCCCACCGCCGGCCUCCCAUCUCUCUCGUUAAGUAGGCCCGCUCGAUUUAUUCUCUCUUCAGGCACGCAAUCAUAGCACAUACGAGGUGACAACAUCGACAAUAAUCAGUGAAUUUUGUGUCCUCGCCCCUAUUUUUUCACCCCGAGUCCUCCAAUCCCUAAAAUUGCUGUUGGGUUUUGUGUAUGAGCCACCGCUUGCCUUUUCUGGUUAUAUCUCAGAUUUGUGGUCAAUAUGUCCAGAAAAUAAUUUGAUGGUUGGAGUUCACACUAAAGAAUAGCCAUGGGUGAAGAGUUACAUCUGAAUCCUAUUCCUCUGGAGAGUCGACCUGGCAUCCUUUUCGUCGGAUCCUCAAAUGUUGGCAAGCGCUCCCUCCUCUCUAGAUUACUUUCUGUGGACUUUGAAGAUGCUUUCGAUUCAUCCUCUCAGGUUUUGAUUCAUGGUUGGACUAUCAAUACGCAGUAUUACACAGCUGAUGUCUCUGUAUCAGUGGCUCAUUUGGAUGAGCAAUUUUCCAUCGAGGCUUUGCCUACGUUCAAUCAGUUGGCUGCCUUGGUCAUGGUCUUUGAUACGAGUGAUCUUCCAUCUCUUGUGGCUCUUCAGGAUUGGGUUGCUCAUGUUGAUCUACAAAAAUUUGAUGUUUUAUUAUGCAUAGGAAACAAAGUAGAUCUUGUCCCAGGUCAUCCAGUUCAUAUUGAGUACAAAAAACAGCUGCAGAAGCAGAGACUUAAAGAAUCUUUUAUAGAUGAUCAUUCAGAUAUAGCCGAAUAUGGAAUAUCUGAAAUUGAAGGGAGUAGUUUAUUAGGAGAUGAAGAACCCUCGUGGGAAAUUAGGAGGUCAUGUUUGGAGUGGUGCACUGAACGCAAUAUUGAGUUCAUUGAGGCUUGUGCGUCUAAUUCAGAUUUUGACAAAUGUUUAUCAAUUGAUGGUGAUGUACAAGGAGUUGAACGGCUCUAUGGUGCUCUUUCCGCUCAUUUGUGGCCUGGAAUGCUUCUAAAAUCUGGAGAUAAGAUUACCAAGCCAUCAUUACCCAAAGAAGAAGAAUUGUCAGAAGAGGAAUCUGAUUUUGAAAUUGACUACGAAAUACUAUCUGGGGGUUCAGCUGAGCUGUGGGAUGACGCAGAUUAUAAGAGUUGCUCUGCAGAUGGAGAAGGAUCAUCCAUAGAUGGUGGAGCUCGUCCAAAGUACAUCGAUAUUGCCGAGCAGGAUCGAGCAAGUCAAAAUGUCUGCAAACAGCCAGAGGCUGAAGGAAACCGAGUGGCAGUUGAUGAAGAAGUUGAUCAAGUGACAGAUCCAUACGAGAAAAAAAAUCUUGAUCUUGAGGAUUUAGAGCGGUUGAUGUCUGAGAUAGGGAACAUGCGCGACAGUUUGAGGCUGAUGCCUGAUUUCCAAAGGAGAGAAAUGGCUGCAAAAUUGGCCCUGAAAAUGGCUGCCAUGUUUGGGGGCAGUAGUGAUGAUGAAGAGGAAACUAGAUGACAAGAAAAAAUUUGGUAUAUUAAUUAAAUUUGCUGUCAUGGUCAUGGGACUAUUACAGAAGAGUUGAUAUGUAUAAACCGGGCCAUUUUCCGCUCCAAACUUCCAUAUAUUAUUAUUAUUAUUUGGGGAUAAUUAUGAUUCAUGGUUUGUGGAUUAAGAAGUGAAUUUAUGUUUGG
This is a messenger RNA of Momordica charantia (bitter melon), 1739 nucleotides long. Lineage: Eukaryota; Viridiplantae; Streptophyta; Magnoliopsida; Cucurbitales; Cucurbitaceae. The record is from RefSeq and is a predicted model, not a curated record.